Vigna radiata var. radiata (mung bean) is the source of this 4121-nucleotide messenger RNA. RefSeq lists its product as uncharacterized. The transcript is spliced from 10 exons. Lineage: Eukaryota; Viridiplantae; Streptophyta; Magnoliopsida; Fabales; Fabaceae. The record is from RefSeq and is a predicted model, not a curated record. The coding region runs from base 178 to 3816 and encodes 1212 amino acids.
UUUCUUGAUAUAGAAAAUUGAAUAUGAUCCAUGUACCAUUUAUUUACGAAGUGCAAGAUAUGCUCCCGCCAUACUCGCCGCUUCCAUUUUCUAAAUCAUCUUCGAGUCUUCUCUUUCUCAUCCCUUCUCUUCGCAAUACACCAAAACCAAAAAUAAUAAAAAAUAAAAUAAAAUAAAAUGUUUCGAAUCCGUAACAGAACGCUACCACUUCUUCGCCACCAUCUUCCUCGAACAAUUUCUUCUUCGACAAAAACUUGCAAUUCAACAAAGAAAAGCGUAGAGAAUUCUCAAAUUGCACCAAUCCACGGUCACAGCCACAACCUCUCUCCUAUUGCUCCGCAAUCUUCCUCUCGGGCUCACGUUCUCGCGCUCUCUGCCGCCGCCAUUCUCACCUCCGCCGCCUUCCUCAACUCCGACUACGUCCGCCAAGAAUCCGAUCGCCGCGGAGAAUCCAAUCCUCUCUACGCGAGAGCCGAGAACGCCACGCGCAAGGCGGCGGACUCCUUCGACCGGAUUUUCCACCACGCCAGGCGCACGGGCGUCGCUGCUGCGGUCCUCUGGCACUCUCUGUGCUCGGUGCUGUCGUCGGCAAAUCAUGAGGUGCGCUCCGGAUUCGAGAUUCGCGUUGCGGCUUUGCUCGCCGAUAUCGCUGCCGCGAACUCCGGCCGUAGGGCUGCGAUCGUCGGGGCAGGUGGCGGCGCUGUCGUGGACUGGCUGCUGGAGGCCGUGACAAAAGAAGGCGGCGGAGGCGGCGGCACUCAGGCGGAGUCCGCGAGGGCGCUUGCUUAUCUGAUUGCGGACCCUAACGUGUCUGCGGCGGUUCUUGGGAGACCUCACGCGGUUCCGAAUCUUCUGAGGUUCAUCUUUUCGUGUCAGCCUCGGCGUUCUCAGAAUAAGAAGCAGCAUUCAAGACGUAGUGCAUUUGAUAUUUCUGAUUCUUUGAAAGGCAGGAGCAUGCUUGUGGCUGCCAUUAUGGAUAUCGUUACGUCAAGCUGUGACAAUACACAAGACGUGUCUUUUAAUCCAUCAUUGCCUGGAAAUGCUGAAACUAGAGACAUUGCUUCUGCCCUACAAGUAAUUGAGGAAGGGGGUUUGCACUUGGAUGAGCCACCUGAAGGUGAAGAUGAUGAUGGUGGGACCGGAAGCAAAGGGAUUGGGAUCAAGAUACUUGAAGGUACCCCUGUUUUAGGGCUUUCAAGGACCAGCAGUGAUUCAUAUAGUGAAGAAUUGAAGCAUCAAACUUCUAAAACUAUCAAAUAUCAAAAUAAGUACGACAAUUCUCGGCAACAAAAUAAUGUAUCCUCUUCUGUUGUUCCUGGUCUCUGGGAUGAUUUACACUGUGAACAUGUUGCUGUUCCUUUUGCCACAUGGGCAUUAGCAAAUUGGGCAACAGCAUCAGAAUCAAAUAGAACUCGUAUUCAGGAACUGGAUCGAGAUGGACAGGCAGUCAUGGCUGCUUUAAUGGCACCCGAGAGAUCUGUAAAAUGGCAUGCAAGUUUGGUGGUGAGGUUGCUAUUAGAAGAUCGCAAUGCACCUUUGAAUGAAUCUAUUUCUGAAUGGGCUUCGAGUAUUCUUUCUACUAUAUCUCAGGCAUCCAAGCAUGAAGAUGUUUCUUUGGCUAAUAUAGCUUUAUCUGCCCUUCUCUUAUCUGUUGAGAGGAGCCCUGCAGUGCAGAAUAUACUGAUGGAGAAUGGUCUUAACCCAAUGAGAGAAAUCGCCAAGCAGAUGACAAAACAUAAGCAGGUGCAAGAAGCAAUGGCAAAGGCAUUAGAGCUACUUUGUACUGGAGAGCUGCACUUGUCGCUUGAAGAGGGUCAAAAAUGGUCAGGCAUUCUUGUACCUUGGGUUUUUGGAACAUUUUCCUCUGAUACUAUACGAUCUUCAGCCAUAAAGAUUCUUUCUCAGAUCAUGGAAGACUACGGUCCAACAUCUGUACCACUUUCUCAAGGAUGGUUAGCCGUGAUGCUAUCUGAAGUGCAUAGUUCUAUCAAGAAGUCAAAUGAUAAUGGAACCAAUCAACCAAAAAGUGAUAAUGUAAAGACAUUAAUCAAUAAUGCGAAUAUUGCUUCUGCUGCACAAGUUGCCAGUCAACUAUCCACUGCUGUUGUUAAUCUGGCAGCUAAAAGAAUGGGAGUUGCAUCUAAUUCUGGGGAUGCAUCCCCACUGGCAGAUUUUCUGUCUCUGGAACCUUUAGCUGGACCAUUUAAAAAUUUAAAAAAAGAUAAUUUGCCUAAAUUAGAUGCUGCAGAUUCUGCUGUGGCAACGCUGAAAGGAAUUAAAGCUCUGACUGAAGUUUGUGCUGAAGAUUCUGGUUGUCAGGACAUGAUAGUUGAUUUUGGGAUUUUAUGUUUGCUGAGGCGCUUUAUGUUGAGUGAUGAUUAUGAGAAACUGGCUGCUAUUGAGGCUUAUGAUGCAUCAUCUAGAGCACAUGAGGGGAAGGAGCGGAUAUCAAAUGUAGAUUACAAACCACCUGCAUCAGAUGUAUAUAAUUCAGCCAGUGUCCGAGUUCCACCCACUGCUCAUAUCCGCAAGCAUGCAGCUCGGUUAUUGACCAUCCUCUCACUGCUUCCCAAAGUCAAGAAGGUCAUCACAGCUGAUGAAACAUGGUGCAAAUGGCUUGAUGAUUGUGCUAAUGGCCGAAUUCCAGGUUGCAAUGAUCUUAAAAUUCAAAGCUAUGCCAGAGCAGCACUUUUAAACGUCUUUUGCAAUGACCAGCCCAAUGGAAGGAGUGGAAGUGGAAGUCCUUCUGACGGUGGUGUAAAAAGUUAUAGGAAUGCAUGUCCUCGUUAUGAUGACAUGAUAUUCUUGAUAAAUUCUCAUCUUCCCCACUGGAAAUGUCCCAAAGAAACAGGUCAACAAGAACCACUCUCAAGAAUGAUAUCUCUGGCUCCUUCUACCGAUACUGAAAAUGGAACAGAGUCCUUGAAUAACAGCAACUGCUCUAUUUCUAAUGAUUCAACUAAAAUCAACCCAGAUAGAAAUUUGCCUCCACUAGACAUAGUUUUUGUCCAUGGGCUCCGUGGUGGGCCUUACAAAACUUGGCGUAUAGCUGAGGAAAAAUCCUCAACUUCUUCACAUUUGGUCGAGAAGGUUGACGAGGAAGCAGGAAAGCUUGGAACCUUUUGGCCUGGUGAAUGGCUUUCUAGUGAUUUUCCUGAGGCUCGGUUGUUUACCCUAAAAUACAAGACUAAUCUCACACAGUGGUCGGGAGCUAGCUUGCCUCUUCAGGAGGUUAGUUCUAUGCUAUUGGAGAAGCUUGUUGCUGCAGGGAUUGGGGAUAGACCUGUUGUUUUUGUUACUCACAGUAUGGGAGGUCUGGUUGUGAAGCAAAUUCUACAUAAAGCAAAGGAGGAAAGAUUAGAUAAUCUUGUGAAGAAUACAAUGGGAAUUGUUUUUUAUAGCUGCCCACAUUUUGGUAGCAAACUUGCAGAUAUGCCUUGGCGAAUGGGCUUCGUGCUUCGUCCAGCUCCCACAAUAGGAGAGCUAAGAAGUGGAUCUCAAAGACUGAUAGAGCUUAAUGACUAUAUUCGUCAACUUCAUAAGAAGAGGUUGCUUGAUGUUCUCAGCUUUUGUGAGACCAAGGUAACUCCAAUAGUUGAAGCUUAUGGUGGAUGGGCCUUUCGAACAGAAAUUGUACCAAUUGAGUCAGCAUAUCCCGGAUUUGGGGAAUUAGUCGUAUUGGAGUCAACAGAUCAUAUAAAUUCUUGUAAGCCAGUGAGCCGCUCAGACCCUUCGUAUACGGAGACGUUAAAGUUCUUGCAGAGAGUAAAAGUAUGCCUUGACUCGGCUUAUGCUUCCGGAGAGGAGCUUAGCUAGGUGUUCCAGAGUGGUAUUUAUGUCAAAUGCAUGGGAAGUCCAUGCCUUCAACUUGACUCAACAACAAAAACGUCAUCUACAAGAAAUCCAAGUUUAGCAUAGUUAAUGAAACUUAAAGGUGGACUAACAUGUGCAAGCCUUGUAUUAGAUAUGGCUUGCCUUAGCUUGUACAGUUUCCCAUUCAUCAACCAUUCAUUUUGUCCACUGACCCGUAGGGAUUGUACAUUAAUAGGAAACACAAAUGUAAUCACUUUGUUGUAUCUUCUCUCAUUUUCUUAUAAUAAACUCAUUUCUUUCAUCAUAUU